Molecule: messenger RNA, 4269 nt
Organism: Danaus plexippus (monarch butterfly)
Lineage: Eukaryota; Metazoa; Arthropoda; Insecta; Lepidoptera; Nymphalidae
Gene: BicC
Product: protein bicaudal C homolog 1
Exons: 20
Coding region: 174-2705 (843 amino acids)
Cellular component (GO): cytoplasm
Molecular function (GO): protein binding; RNA binding
Source: RefSeq, a predicted model, not a curated record
GCUUGGGUUAGCAAUUAGAGAAGUUGUUUUAAAAUAAUAAAUUAUUUAAAAAAUAAAUAAAUACACAUUUUUAAUAAUUAUGCGGAAUAUAUAUAUUUUAUUUAUUAAUUGUUUUGCAUUAUAAAUAUUGAUGACCUGAAUUUAAAUUUUAUUUUAUAAUAAUAAAUAUCACAAUGGAGUCUGCAAAUUUCUUAACCGUGAAAAGUCACCUCUCAGAAUUCAAAAACUGCUCCGACAAAGACACUUUAAGCGAGGCAUCCGAAAGUGGAACGAGCAAUUCCGUGACGUCAGCAGAAGACUUACAGAAAUUAGCAGUAAUACUUGGACUGAAUAGCGCUGAGGAUGUAUACCAAGAAAGAUUUCGAGUCGACAGGCGUCGUUUGGAAGCUAUGUUGGCAGAAAAUCUGGAAGAAUCACAAACAGCGCAGGCCUUCUUCCAUAGAGUUAUGAAUGAAACAAACACUUUAAUUAACUGGCCUGCUCGUCUGAAGAUUGGAGCGCGUUCGAAAAAAGAUCCUCACGUACGAAUCGCUGGUAGACCUGACGAUGUGAAAUUAGCUCGAGAGAAGAUAAUGCAGUUACUGGAUACAAGAAGUAACCGAGUCACUAUGAAGAUAGACGUCAGUUAUACAGACCACUCGCAUAUUAUUGGCAAGGGUGGUCUGACUAUAAAGCGUGUGAUGGAAGACACGGGAUGUCACAUCCACUUCCCGGACUCGAACCGCACCAGCGCCCAGGAGAAGAGCAACCAGGUGUCGAUAGCCGGGGACAUGGAACGAGUUGAACGAGCCCGGGCCAGAGUCAGGGCUCUGACUCCACUGGUGUUCUGCUUCGAGCUGCCGAUAGUGGCGCCCUCUCAGCCGUUACCCGACAUCAACUCGCCCUACGUUCAACAGAUACAAGAACAGUACAACGUGCAGGUAAUGCUCCGCAACCGGCCCAAGCUACACGCGAACCUGUUGGUGGUGAAGGGCGUGCAGUGGGAGGUCCGCGCCACUAUGGAAGCCACUACGCUGCUCAUGACGUACAUGUGUGGACCACUGGCGAGUCAAACCCAAGUCCAGAUGACGCUGGAGAUAUCACCGAUGCACCACUCGGUGGUGGUGGGUCGCGGGGCGGAGCAGCUCAAGGUCAUCAUGAAGGGCACCGGCACCCAGAUCAUGUUCCCCGACGCCGAUGACCCCAACAUACCAGCCCUCAGGAAGAGCUGCGUCACUAUCACCGGACAGAUCAAGGAUGUGUACGCUGCUAGACAGCAACUAGUUGGUAGUCUCCCGUUAGUAGUAAUCUUCGACGUGAGCGAGGAGGGCGCCCGCCUGGAGGCAGACACGGCUCGCCUGAUGUGUAAACACAACGUGUACAUCAGUGUGAGACGGAAACCGAAGCAGGGCAUCGCCUCCGUUGUCAUCAAGGGGAUAGAGAGAUGCGCUGGCGACAUCUAUGAAGCUCGUCGUGAACUCCUCGGCGGCAAGGAACCGUCCAUCACGGCCGAGAUACCGGAGUCCUACAACAUACCAUCCUUAACCAACACGAUGCCCAACUUCGGCGCCUUCAACCCGUUCUCGCCAACUCACGCCAGCGCCAUCACCAACUCGCCAUGCUCGCCUUACAAUCUACAAUUGAACGAGUUGGCCAGCUUUGGGCCAAUGUUUGGCCACAACCCGCCAACCCCCGGCGGUUAUCCCACGCCGUUGUCUCCAGUGGCCAUGACACCACCCGUGUUCCCAUCGGGUUGGAUGAUCCCCUCUCCUCAGCCGAGACCAGGGCAGUUCCACUUCCCUAGUAUAGCAAACGCGCCUGUUAUGUACAAAAAUCAGAGUACUUGGAACCCGAUGUCGAGUACCAAUGAAAUGAUCCACCCGCCUCAUCAGCACACGCAUCAUCCACAGCAUGUGCUAAACGCUAGCUCCGCAGCGAGCUCCGGGUACCAGAGCAACUUCACUGGCAGCUCUGUAUCACUCGACACGCAGAAUAUAUCCGGCGGUGACGGCAGUAACGUGGUCUCUCCUUCCGUUUCCCCCAUCAGCAAGACGCACAGCCCUACACCAUCCACUGACAACGAGCGAUCACAACAUGAGCUCGCAAACAUAAUAUCUGAGCUGCCGCUGUCUGAACGGCGCGCUGUCGGCUGUGAGAAGAAGACCUUGGAGAAUCUGACGAAGAUGUCGCCACUGUCGUCACUGUCGCCGCUCACGCCGCUCAACGACUACCGCAAGAUGAAAGCGGAAGCUAAUAAGGCGAUGCGUGAAUCGGUGGGGUCCGGCUAUAGAGUUCCUAACACUCGUUGGUCUGGUUAUUACUUCAGUCACACCUCACCCGGACCUAUCAACUUGAAGGAGGAGAAUACUACGCCGGAGAAAUCUUGGAACAGAUCAGAUUUGGUUCGUCCAAACAUAGUAGAAACAGCUCCCUCGCCACCAACAAAACAAUGCCGCUACCAACAACUGUACGAUCUGCUCAGGGAUAUUGGAUUACAUAAAUAUAUAGAUCUGUUCAAGAAGCACGAGCUGGAUAUGUCGACGUUCGCGUCUCUGAACGAGGCCGACCUCACUGAGAUCGGGAUAACAGCUUUCGGGGCCCGCCGGAAGAUGCUACUGGUCAUAGCUGAGUUGCAAAAACAGACGAGUUCCUAUAAAGCUGGUUCAUCUGACAGGAAGCUGCUAAGCUCACCACAGUACUCUGCGCUGGCGCAGGACAAAUGGUAGACAGCCAUUAACACACGUGCACCAUAACAACAAUGUUACCCACAUUGAUUGAGUCCCAAUACAAAUCGAAUAGUUGUUUUGAUUAUAGUGAGGUCGUAUAUCAAAGCCGUUGCGAGAAAUAUAUACGUGUAUUAUAACCGAUAUUCUUACCUCCAGUUACCAUCGUCGAACACACUGUGCGUUUCUAGUUUACCAUUCGUAAUCGGUCAAUAAAAAAAAAUAGUUUAAACUGUCUGUCCGACGUUGCGAACUUGUAGGGGGAUACGGCACGCUAACAGUUUUGAUACCUGUCAUCACUAGUUAAUUAUCCAAGACUGAUUGUUGACUAGUAAUUACGUCGUCUCGAUUCAAUUGAGAUGAUCCACUUAUGACAAAGGCCUUAUGAUGUUACGAAAAGUUUAUUUUUUUUCUAGAUUUUAUAUCCAGAUUAUAGUAUGGCUUGUUGAUGUUUAUGAGAUUUUUAAUAUGUACUAUAUAUAAUAUAUUAUAUCCUGGCUAGCGAUGCGACAUUUGAUCUCGGAUAUCAGACGCGUGAUUGUUGAAGUAAACCGUAUUAAAUUAAUAGAUAUAUAGUUGUAGGCUUAUAAUAUAAUGUAACAUUUAUUUGCGAGGGCAUGUUUUAUUUUUAUGAUUUUUAACAGUAUAUUAUUCUCAGCACAAUGCAUUCGUAAUCCAGACUUGAGUUUGAGUUUUUAUAUAAUUUUUUUUUUUAAAUCCACAUACAUUCAUACAGUUUUAAUUUUUGAUUAUUAUAUCAUAUCAUACCUCUAAAAUGUUGCCAGUCGAUAUAAUCUUUGUUAACAUAUUUUAAUUAAUAUGUUUAUAAAAAGAAUAGAAAUAAAUCGUUAUCGGCUUUUGACAAAUUUUUAUCGGUAGUAGGUACAUCGGUUACAAAGAAAAAAAAAAUUUUUGUUGGACCACAUCAAAUGACUUGAUUUUAAAUAGGACGGAUCUUUGUUCAGUUUGUGCGAUAAACACGUAGCUCACUGAAUCAUUUUAAUCAAUUAACAAUUACUAUAAAAUCAUUGUGUUUGUGUUUUUUUUUUUUAUAUAUAUAUAAAAAGUUUUAUUUCAGUGCAUUUUGAUUUUAACUAUAUUAACAUGCUAAUUGAAUGAAUGCUCUUAUAUUUUAAGUGUUUUUAGACUCCAGUGAUGUUGCUGUGUUGCCGUGUUGCUCUGUUGCUCUGUUGCUGUAUGAUUAGCGUCUCGGCAACAGGUGAAUUAUGUAUCGACUCAUUUACAUUUUAUUUACUUUAGUUAUUUAGGUGCCUUUAUAUAAUUGUCACUCUUUUUAAUCAUGAACUAAUGAUUGCGAAUCUUUUUAUGUUAUGAUUAUGUAUGUUAGACCCCUUCAGUGAUUAUCAAAUAAUAGUUUGUGAUACAGGAUGUGUUAUGUGUGUAGCUUUUUAUAAUGAGUUCGUGAGUUUUCGUUUUUAAUUUUAUUUCAGUUUAAGGGGUGGUAUGCACGAUGGUUUUGUUUUUAUUUUAUUUUUUUUUUAGUUUUGCCUGUCAGAUUAAAUAUUCACAAAAAUAUGAUACUGGUUUUAUUAUUUAAUCUGUUGUA